Messenger RNA from Fimicolochytrium jonesii, 2499 nucleotides. RefSeq lists its product as uncharacterized. The record is from RefSeq and is a predicted model, not a curated record. Gene Ontology annotation, biological process: silent mating-type cassette heterochromatin formation. Bases 1 to 2499 code for a protein of 832 amino acids. The transcript has 2 exons. Gene Ontology annotation, cellular component: rDNA heterochromatin; SHREC complex. Lineage: Eukaryota; Fungi; Chytridiomycota; Chytridiomycetes; Spizellomycetales; Powellomycetaceae.
AUGGGACUUGCUCGUCUCACCGUGGUGCCAGUACCCUUUUCCGAUGGUACAACCGAAACUCUCCCGGAACAAAUCGUAGAAAGUCUCGAAGACUAUAGCGCCGCAAACCCAGACGCGGAUCUCAGAUCGGUCUAUGAAUGGGCUAAAGCAACUGCCCUGGCGAGCUUCAUAAAAAGAUGCUCAGAGCAUUUGAAGACAGUGUAUUCAGAGAACCCGUCAAAGUGCCCCGGUGUUCCUGCGGGGACUACCGCUAUCGAGUUUGAUCCGGACGCUGUCUUGAGGACCUUGCCAGAUGGGUACAAUCUUCUGAAUCUGCAUCGGAAGGAUACUCAUGGAAAAGACGGGAAGUUGCAGAGGCCCGAUCCGUACCUCUUUGGGCAUCCCAGUGGAAGCAAAUUCCGAAGUUCGCCCGAGUUUUACCCACAUCUUACAUGGCUGGUCCUUAGCGACAACCACGAUCCGGCGGAGUGCACAUGCAAAUACUGCCCUUCAUGGGCGAAACGAUUGUCGAUUCUCACAGCUGAAGGGUUGCCCAUCACCCCACGCAGAGCGCGCGCGCCUCGAAGGUCCGACGGGAGAAGUGCUACGAACUCUCCCUUGCCAUCGUCACAACCCAAUUCGACGCAGGUCUCGCCAAAACGAAGGAUAUCGGAGGUGGCUGGUUCCCAGGAGUCCGAGCCUACAUCUACCCCGACUGGUUUACCAGCCAAGAAAAAGGCAAAGAAAUCCAGCGCCGUGACAGAUAACGAUGUCGUGAUAGUCGACGAUGUCAUUGCUGUUGACGACGAAGAACCGGCUCCAUCACAGACCCUAUCGCAAAAGGCUAAGAAAUCCGCGCUGGCUGCUGCGCUAGCUAAGCGUGCGGGGUUGAUGAAUGUCGGGGUUGAUUCUUCUCCGAGUGAUCGACCCAAAGGUACCCCGAGUGUCGCGCAUCGCGGGAGUCUGUCAACCGACCGGAAAGGCAAAUCGACCGAUCCGUUCGCCAAGGAUGGUCCUCAACCAGGACUUGUAAACAUACCAGUAUUGAAGUCGUUCCCGGAAGGCCCAGGAAGAGCGUCUUCUUCGCAAACCUCCCAAGCGCGCUCGAGCCAAGGCAUGCAGAAGGUGGAUAUCCCUACUCUCGAUGGGUUUCCUGGGAUGCGACCGGCUUCUACAAAGAAGGCGGCUCCGCCGCUACAGCUUAAGGAGAAAAAGAAAACGCCGGCAAGUGCGCCACAGACCAAAUCAAGUAGUGUCAAGAAGCCGGCCACAAAAGUGGCUCGGCUCGCAUCAAACAACGCCAAUGUGGCUCAACCACAACCUCAACAACCAGCGCAGCAGGCACCGCAACCGGCGCUUCCUGUUCUCCCGGCCACUCUCUACGACCCGCGAAGUGGACCGAUACCCAAACCGCACAAACCGGAGCCGAUCUACCGCGUCGGCGAAGUGGUCUGGGUGCAGGCGUAUUUGAUGCUCAAGACCAACUCAACCACGCUCCCCAUCCGCGGCAACAGUCAGGUCCAUAGCAUCGAUAUCGGCUGCUUACAGGACAAACUGGUGUAUUGGCCGGGCGUGAUCUGUUCGGUUCAUUCAACCGAAAAGACGAAGAAUAAGGCUGCCGAGAUGGCUGCCGAGAACGAUCAAGUCUUUAAGAAGGUUCUUGUUCCACCAUUGUUCUUCCAUGCUACACUUCCUGCCGGUGCUAGUCCUCAAGUGCCCAUCGCGACUGUAACGCCUACCCACACCUUCAACGACCUUAAUGCCCUCACCGAGUAUGAUGCACGAGGCUACGUUGUCCGUUUGCUGAAUGUGACCCCGAGUUCUCCGGGAGCGCUUACCACGAUUAUGGAACAAUAUCUCCGGCCUUUUGCGGGAUACGUCCUCCCACGGCACCUGCGGUUCAAUCCCAACGUUCUAUCGCGGCUGAGACAGGCGAUCACGGCCUCCGAUCCGCUGCUCAUGAAUUACCUCCUCGUCGUGAACAAGACAUACGAUUACGCCCGAAGUCGAGUCAGCAUCGUGAAGAAGUUACCACAUCCAUCAACUGGCAUGGGCAACGGGUCGACCCAACAUCCCAUCAUAGAAACGGUCCAAAUCGGCGCGGAACAUUUAACCCUCGGCGACCUCGUCCGCAUCAACCUCCCCGUCCCGCCCCGGCCCGGCCCCAACGGCGCAACCGCGCAAGCAACACUCAACAUCCGCGUCGCGCGUCUCGUCGCCAUCCACCACGCGGGUACACCCACCGACCCGGUCACGCUCGGUCUAAAACCGUACGUUGCGCGUGACGCCAAGUUCCCGUAUGAUAUCAGCCACGCGACAUUGGGGAUGCGCAACGGGAAGUGGGUCAUUUUUGGGGCUGGUGGGGAGGGGAAGUUUGGCGGGGUGGUGGAGCCUGAGGUGGUGAUUGGGGUUGACCAGGUGGUGGGGAGGUUUUAUCCCCGGUUGACGGGGGUGGAUGGGUGGGUGGGCCCGAGGAGAAAUGAUGGGAGGGUUGCGGCUGAGCCGGAGGAACUGGUGUGA